AAAAUUUUAAGAUGCGAUAUAUGCUUCAAUUUGACAUUGAAUGAGAAAAAGAAUGUUUUGGAAAAAUGGCAAUUUUGAGAUUAUUAUACAAAAAGCGACAAUUUCUAUUUGCAAUACUAUGUGUAACAACGUUCUGGAUGAUGUACAUUUUCUUGUCCUUGCCUCAACCAUCAAAAGCAGAAACCAGAACAAGUUUUUCAGAUAAAUUAUUAAAGACUCAGAUUGUUCUAAGAAAAAAUGAAGAGAAAAACCUGAAACACAGAACUGUCAAUAAUGUUAUUGACAAACCAGAUCUGGUCAAGAAACCACAACAGAGUGAGGUGAAAAAAGAACAGGAUGAAAAGAAAAAAGAAGAGAAUUCACCAGCGAAAAAAGAUGAAACAAAAAAUCUUAAUUUAGAAAAGAAAACUUCUGAAAAAGAUAUUAAAAUCACAUCAAUGAAAAAAUCUGAUAAUAAGACAUCAGUGAAAGCACCAGAAGUAAAGGGAAACUUAAACAUUGUACUGGAAAAAAUUAAAAAUAAAACUUUAGAAAUGGGAAACGCUGUAAAAAAUAAAACACUGGAAAAACUGUCAGCUUUUGGUGUUGUAUUCCAACCAAAACAAUACAAAAAAUUACAAUUUCAACAAGGGAUGUGGCCCCUAAAUUUAUCAUUGGAAGAUGUUGGAGGCAUAAUGAAAGAUACUGCUUAUCUUCAAAAAGAAGAAAAAAUUAGUAUUAAUUAUCCCAAAUUAUUGUCAUCGAAGAUUAAUGAGACAGUUGGGAAUGAGACAAUAACAUUAAAGAAUCUGACUAUGACCAAUAGUGUGGGAUUCUGUGACUGUGUAGAUUACGAGUGUUUCUGUUGUGGUCGAGUGGAGAUGAAGAAAAUGCAUGUCAAUAAUACAGCAUGUGCCAAUUUUACUUUUAUGACAAAAUCUCAGGAAUUUGACUACAGAUUUUCAUUAGAUAAAAAACUGUUGGAUAAACAGAUUAUAUCAGCUGAACAGCCACCAACAGUAUGUUUGGGAUCAAUAUCUAAAGUAGGAGCAAUAUGUACCAGAUUUUUAAAUGUGACAUCGAUAGUUAGUAUACAAGAAGAUCAUAAACUUCAUGUGGUGGGAUGUUUAGAGUUCAGUUUGAUGUUAUAUAAUCGGACUGUUAGUGCAUUCCCUGUUGACUGUUUCCAGUUACCUAGUCAUCAACAUAAAGUUAAAGAAGAAAAGGCUGUACAUGAUUUUGGUAACUGGAUGCCAUGAUUUGGGAUAGGGGACAAGGUGUUAUAUAUUCUAUUAAAUCCUAUUUAUUUGUUGAAUUCCUGUCAUUUUGUUCAUUCCUAUUCAGUAAAAGGUUCAACCCUUUUGAUACAGGGUAAUCUCUGAAACUAUGUCAGCUAUAUAUAGUAUAACUUAAACUAAAUUAUGUUUGUGGAAAAAAAUAAUUGAUUGUUUUGUUUAUAAUAUAUUAUUCACAAGCACCAGACACAUAUGUGUAUAUAUCUCUUUGCAAUCACACCAUUUGGUUGGUUCACAAACACAUACAAAAAUUUGCUUGUGUUAUAACAUGAUAAAUAAAAUUGAAAAAGGAAAUGGUGAAAGUCUAUGACAUAAUAUAUUCAAUCUUAGUUUUUGAAUCUGCAAACUUUUGUAUAUCUUUUUUCUAUUUCACUAAUAUAUAAUAAUACAAUUUACGUACAUAAGAAUGCUUUAUAUCAGAUAACAAAGGAUAGCAACUAUUUAAAAGAAUAGCUUACAAUAGGAAAAUGGAUGGAACGCUGAAGCAUGUGGAUAUCAACUUAAUAUUAAUGACAAUUAAUUUUGUUAGAUUAUGUUUUUUUUUUACAUUCCAACAUUAAAGUAUUUCAGACAGGUAUUUCAAUGACAAUGAUAUCCAAAAGAACCAACUCAAAAUCAAAUGUUACUGUCCAUAUAACAAUCAAAGGUCACAAACAAAUUAAUUUUCGGAACCCUGAAUAAGAUGUCAUUUAUCUGAUGGGUUCCACUAAAAACAGACACAAUGUCUGACCAUUUUUUCUUACAUGCAUUGACUUUAGUUGAUAUUUCACCUUAGCUUGAUAGUUUUUGAAACUUGAGUCAAUCUUGUUUUUAAAUUUUAAAAUGCAAUGAAUGAAUAACUUUAGCUUCAAUCAAAUCACUUAUACUGGCACACAUAUAGAAAUUAUGAACAGCUUUCAAGUCAUUUACAUAAUGGUAUUGAUGUUAGCUUCUGGAAUAGUUUAAAUUGUUAUUGGGUGAAUAUACCAAACUAUGUCAGUUAUAGGGAUCAAACACUUUCAUGUAGAUGAUUGUUGUCAUAGAUUAUUACUGUUUAUUUGAAUGAAGCAGCUUUUUACCUAUUUGUGCCUUAUAUUUUUCAUGUUCAAAAAUGGAUAUCUGUUAACAAAAUACUAGUACUGAAAUGUUCUGUAUUUUUUUUUAUCAUGGAAUUAGAUUGAUAUAAAAGAGAAACAUUGAUAAUCUCAUUUUUGUCCUUUGAGUUAAAAAUAAAUAAAAUACCAAGUGUCAUAAACCUAUCAAAAAGUCUUAUAGACACAGAAAAUAUUAAUCUGUGAAUGAGAUAUUAAUAAUGAUACAUUUGUACAUUUCCUUUUUAUUUGAAAUAGACCCAAUAACAUAUUGCAGAUUUUUUCAAAUAUUAAAUCCAUAGAAAUUAUAUAUUUUGACACAAAAUAAUAGUUACAAAAAUGAUAUGAAUGAAAUCUUUUGUGGAAAGCAUAUUUUCAUUUUAAAUUUUACUAAAAAAUACAUGUGAAGUGAACAAUUUUUUGUCUAGAAUAUUUAUCAUUAUUUAGUUAUUUAUAAAUAAAUCAGCAUAGUUUUGAGAAGGGGUAAGUAACAGCUCUUACCAUACCUCCUUCUUUGUUUAUUCCUCUGCCAUGGCUGCCAAAAGUUAAUGGUAUAGGGCUUAUUAAAAAUAGUAAUAUUUUGUAAGAAUUAAGUGUUUUGAGAUUUUUGUAAUAGUAAACAUUUAGUGUUUUGAGAUGUAUGCAAAAGUAAUAGUUUGUUUAAUUUAAGUGUUUUGAGAUGUUUGUUUUCAGUCCAAACUUUAGUAAAUAGAGUGCUAAAUCUGUCUUACACCAUGUUACAUCCUUCACUGUUCAUAGCACUGUAGUAAAAAACUUUUUAAAAGUAGAAUUGCGUUUGAAAAUUGUUAGUAUAGAUAUUUUAAAAAGUUUAUUUCAAAUUUUUUAAUGAGUACAUUGGGAUUCAACUUACUUGCUAGGAGACAUAGAAAAAGGUAAAUAACUGCAUGUGUACCAAGAUUUAAAAACUCAGUUUUGUGGGCAUAUUUGACAGAGAUUGAUUAGAUUCCAAGUUUUAGGGUUUCAUUCUUCCUUUGAAACCUAUUUACUUCUUCACUCAUCACUAGAUUUACUGGUAGAUAUUAAUAGAUUAUCGUUGGUCAUCUCAACGAGAUUGUUUUUCUUGCUUGAGCUGGUAUGAUGAAAGUGAGAAAAGCAACCAUAUUAAGAUGAACAAUGAUAAUCUGUUUAUCAGUAUUUUACCUAAUUUCAUUGACAAGACACUUGGGACUUUAGUUUCUAGCGAUAAUUUUUCAAAUCACUCUAAUGUGCUGAGAAAGGUAAUUAUCAGUCGAUAAGUUCAAAGGAAAAUUUCGUAAAAUAGCAAUAAAUAAUAAUAUAUAAACACUGUUUUAUAGAAAUAUUUGUUAUUUAUCCAUUAGAUGUUAGUAGUAUGAAUUGUGUUAUUGUAGAACUACUAACAUUUUAAGAGUAUUUAAUAAUGUGGAAAACUGGUCCAUUUCAGAAAAAGAAAUGUAAGGGUUUGGGUUUGAAGGCAUCACUCAUACAAUUGCAGAUUAUUUUGCAUACAUAACCACACAAUUUGAACUUGGUUACAUGUGCCCACACAUACAAAAAUAAUCAAAGUGCCUUCCAACCCCAGCCCUCCCCAUAUAUUUUAUUCUGGAAUAGCCCUUAAGAUUUUCUCAGGUCUAAAAAAGAUAUUUUGAAACCAACAAAGAUAUAUAAUUUUUGUGUGAACAGAUCUAAUAGUUUGUCUUUAAAAUUGAAAGAUAAUUUAAAGAAAAUGUAUACAGUGAUGCUUAUAAAACUACUGCAGAAGAGUACUACAAGACCUUCAUGGAAGAUAACAUGAUACUGCAUUUAAGAAUUGAUUAGCUUUUUUUUUUAAAUUCAUUCGUGUGUAAAAAGCGUUGACUGAAGUACAUUUUGUAUUUAGCAAGGAAUCAAGUUACCUGUGCACUUUAAUGUUGGGGCUUGUUACAUUUCAUUGUGUGAUAAAAAUAGAAUUUCAGGACAUAAAAUUACUGUUUCAUGUACGUAUGAUAUUGAAACAUACAUGCAAUGUAAUUAUAUGUAUGUACAUGUGGGAAGUAUAUGCACAUUCAUAUUCAUACUUAUUAUUGUGAUUUACACAGUUAUACGCCACACACAUUGAUUUGUUACAUAUUCAUUGGUUCAUUAGAAACUUUUAUUCUUCUUGGUGACAGUUGUAAUAAUUUCUACUAAAAUUCAAGAAAAUCAAGUUACCAUAAUAUUUAUUGACAUAGUCUCUUCUUAUCAUGGUAUAUAUUGUUAUGACAUUAAAUAAUCAUGUAUUUUGUUAAGUUAUAGAAUUGCAUAUUAUUUUGUAUUUCACAGUAGUUUCUUGGAUAUGAGUUUUAAUUUGAAUUAAGGGCAUUUUUUCUUCUUAAAGAUACAAAACGUAUACAUGUUGUAGUUUUGCAUACAAUAUUUGUAGUAUAAUUAAGUUAUAUAUUUAGAUAAUAUUUUUGAUAUGACACAGAUUGUGUUAAUUGCUGUUAACACCAGUAUCAACAGAUUUGAUAAAUUCAGUCAAAGAAUUUCUAAUGUUGAAUUAUAAUGCGCAUGUUUUAAAACUGUGGAUUCCGUUAAUUUGUUGGGUACCAAUUUUAGUGGAUUGCUGAAAACUUGCAUUUUCAUGGUUUUGCAAAAGUCUUCAUAAACCCUUAAUGAAAACAUGUAAUUUGUUGAACAUUUAAUUUCAUGGUUUACCUGUACCCACGAAAUCUAUCGAAAUUGGUAUCCAACGAAUAAUAAUGAUUCCACAGUAUUAUCUUAUAUAACACUUUGAAGUAUGAAAAACCUCAAAUGUUUUAUUGAUGCUAAUUUGCCUGAUGCUCAGGGUCAUACCAUUUUAAAAGAUUAAAGUUUUGCAUUGUUAGUAUAUGACUUGAAAUGAAUUAUUUAUGUGAUAUGAAGUUUUAUUGUUUAAAGGGAAGUUAUAUAUCAUGAGUUUAUUAGUAUAUGUGAAAUCAUUGUUUAUCAAUUUAUACCAGAAAUUGCUUUAUAAUGCUACAGUAGAAACUGUAUUGGCAGGUUUCCAGGUCUCUGUAUGUGCAUACAUAUUGCUAAAAAAUAAAAAUGUUACAACUACAUGUACAAUUGAUUACAUUAUUAUUUUGUUUCAUUGCUUUUUCAUGUCUAACAAAAGAUAUGCACUUAAUUACUGCAUUCGGUUUUUAUCUUACUAAAUUUGCAUUUACAAAUAGCAGUUUUUGACAUUCUAAAGUGUUGCCAAUUUUAUGGUAUUUAAUUGUUUUUAUUUGUCAUUUUGCAUACCACCAGUAUCCACUUAAGGGAACUAUACCUACACAAAAGUUAGGAGUCAGUGGUUCAGCUUGUUCUGCUUGUUUUGCUUUUUUUAUCAAUUGAAUAAUUGAAAUUUGCCAAAAAUGACCCUUAUUCUUCUUCAUGGAUUUGAUAUGGAGUCAACACCUUUUAAGAUAGUGCAGUUUAAUCUAUAUAUUUACUAAAAAUCUUUUAAUUGUUAUUUUUCAUUUUUCAAACUAAGGAUGUGUGUUAUCAAUUACAAGAUCAUCAUGACUACACCAAAAAAACCUAGAAAAAACAUAUGUUCAGAAUAAAUUCAUUGGAGUUCCCUCCCUUUUUGAGAAUUUUUAGAUAUAUAAAAAUAAUUGUCUGUGUAAGUGAAAAAAAGCAAUAUUAAGAUCUUAAGAUCCUAAUAUGAAUGAUAAAUUGACAAAACUUGGUUCUGACAUUUUAUAGUCACCUAGAUUUUUAGACACUCAAUAAUACGUUUGUUUUUAAUCUCUAAUUUAGUACAAUGAUUUAACAUGUGAAUAAACCCAUGGCAGUAUUAUGAAUAUAUUUAUUGUGAUAUACAUGUGGUAGUUAAGUAUAUUAGAGUAUUAAUUUAUAUCUUUAUGUACUAAUGUGAAUGUCAAUUCCCAUUAUGUAAAUAAAAACAACUUCAAAAGAAUACAUUGUUGAAACUAGCCUAGUUUUAAUUUGGUGUAGCCAUUGUUGUGUCAUAUAUGAUAGAUCACCUAAGAU
Messenger RNA from Mytilus trossulus (common blue mussel), 6301 nucleotides. RefSeq lists its product as uncharacterized. Bases 66 to 1238 code for a protein of 390 amino acids. The record is from RefSeq and is a predicted model, not a curated record. The transcript has 4 exons. NCBI's taxonomy places the organism in Eukaryota, Metazoa, Mollusca, Bivalvia, Mytilida, Mytilidae.